CACCAUGGACAUCGACUGGCAGAACAGCCUGACGGAGCUGAAGGACCGGGGGCAGUACCUGCUGCACUCGGAGAAGUGGGCCGACUGCCGUUUCUUGGUGGGAUCGGGCUCCUCGCCGAGCCAGCGCCUCAUCGCCGGCCACAAGCUGCUCCUGGCCAUGGCCUCGCCGGUCUUCGAGCGUAUGUUCUACGGCAAUCUGCCGGACAAAACGGAUCCCAUUGUCAUCCCGGACGUUCAGCCGGAGGCCUUUGAGGCGAUGCUGGAGUACAUCUACACGGAUCGCAUCACCAUCGGUUCGUUCGACAAGGCCUGUGAGCUGUGCUACGUGGCCAAGAAGUACAUGCUGCCGCACGUGGUCACCCGCUGCACCCACUUCCUCUGGGCGGAUCUCAGCCCAAAGAAUGCCUGCCGGGCGUACGAGUUCGCCAAGCUAUUCGAUGAACCCCGGCUGAUGCAGAGCAGCAUGGACCUGAUUGCGGCCAAUACGCGCGAGGUGCUGUCCGAUCCCAGCUUCCUGGACAUCGAGGUCUCCACCCUGAUGGCCAUUCUCGACCAGAACCGCCUGAAUAUCGACUCCGAACUGGAUUUGUUCAACUGUCUGCUUAAGUUUGCCAGCGAGCGGGGCAUCCUGAAUGAAUCUGGGCAGGAAGGUGGUCCAAUUGCCAAGGAAUCGCCCGACACCAGCGCCGCCGGUCAUGUGCUCGUCGAGGAGAUCAAAAUGGAGCCCGAUGUGGCGGCCAUGGUGCAGCAUAUGCAUCAGGAUGACGAGGGCGACAGCUUCGAGACGGCCUCCACUUCCGCGGCAGCUGCUGCUCCCUCCGCCGCCGUUGCCGCCGCCGCCUCGCCGCCUUUGGACGUGGCCUCCGGCUCCGACGACCUGGUCAUCAUCGACAGCGACGCCUCCGCCGAUGCGGCCGCCAAUAUGAUCAACAUCAUGGACGCCCAGCGCACCAUUCUCGACGGCGCCAUGCUGCGUCAGGCGGUGAAGAAGAUCCGCUUCCUCACCAUGACGCCCCAGCAGUUUGCCGAGGGUCCGGCGCGCUCCAAGCUGCUGCAGCAGCACGAGGCUUUGUCUAUAUUGAUCAAGAUCUCCAGCCCGUCGCUCAAUGACUGCCACAUGCCCGAGGGCUUCUGUGUGUCGCGCAGCACGCGUAAUUUCUACGAGUCGGGGCAUAGGCAUGCCCAGCGCGAGUUGUCUUCUUCAUAUCGCACGGGAGCCGCUCCCUCGGGCGGCGUUUGCUUCCCGGGAGCAGGUCCUGCAGUCCGCGGAGGAGGAGGAGGAGGCGUCGUCGCCGGAGGAAUGAUGAUGGGCAAUGCCCCGCGUUUUGGUUCAAUCAGCGCAGGCUUUGGCUUUGCCGGCGAGGAGCUGCCCGUGGGCGUGCCGCCCGAGGGCCGCUUUGGCGAGGGCUACGAGGGCGGCGGACCGGCUGCCCCGCCGCCUGCGAACGAAGAUGAGGCGGGCGAACGAGGAGGACCGGCGGCUGCCAGCGGAGCAGCUCCCCCGGCAGCUGCCUCCGCCGCUGGAAACUCGCACAACGACAUGGUGCGCGCCUACUGCAUGCGCUCGCUGACCCGCCAGUUCGAUUUCCGCAACACCAGCGUCACGGAUGCGGGCGUUACCUUCCAGGUGGACACGAAUAUCUGGAUACUGGGCGUCCAGGUGCCGACGCGUGUGCUGUGCGGCGAGCUGAUGACCUCGGCCGGGUUUACAGAGCGCUACACCGAGGUGCUGUACGCGCACAUUCAGGAUAUGCAUGGCUCGAGGAUCACAUAUACGCACUGCACUGCGCGAGUGCGCUACGACUCCCUGCUGGACAUCACCUUCGAUCGGCCCGUUUACAUCUACCGCAAUCAAAUCUACAAGAUCUACGUGGUGUUCAACAAGACCGGCUGGUAUCCCAUGUACUCCUGCGUGCCCGAUGCCAACUGCAAUCGCGUCAAGUUCAUGUUCAACGUGGGCAAUCCCACGGAAUCCGUUCGCGACGGCCUCAUCUACGCCAUCAUCUUCUCGACGCCCCAGGACCACGGCCGUCACCUGGUCGACUGAAUCCCCAGGAGCAAUAAUUAGUUUACACCUACCUUUUUUUUCGAUGUAUUUUCUAUGUGAUAGAUGUUGGCGUCUCUCUGGCCAAGGAAAUUAAUUGAUCUGUACGCCGAAUUGCUUCCCAAUUAAUAUUUACAAGCUGGGAACUAAUUCUGCACUGUUUUUUUUACAUCACUUAACUUAUUCAUAGUUUGUGUUCCUUAUCUAAAUUGGCAUAAUACCUUGGAUCAAUCAAUUAGUUUCGAAAGGCUGUUGCCAAUUCUGCAUUUAUAUUUUCGCGUGCUUGAUUUCAGCUGCCAAAUGAUAGUGAAACAACUCUUCUGACAAACAUCACCAAUAGGUAUACUUUGCUUCCAAACAUAUUUGUUUAAUACUUAGGUUUUUGUGGAUCAACAAGCUAAUAUUU
This is a messenger RNA of Drosophila takahashii, 2450 nucleotides long. RefSeq lists its product as uncharacterized. Gene Ontology annotation, cellular component: cytosol. The record is from RefSeq and is a predicted model, not a curated record. NCBI's taxonomy places the organism in Eukaryota, Metazoa, Arthropoda, Insecta, Diptera, Drosophilidae. Gene Ontology annotation, molecular function: protein binding. Gene Ontology annotation, biological process: neurogenesis.